Messenger RNA from Thunnus maccoyii (southern bluefin tuna), 1925 nucleotides. RefSeq names its product tyrosine kinase receptor Cad96Ca. The transcript is spliced from 13 exons. Gene Ontology annotation, cellular component: signaling receptor complex; extrinsic component of cytoplasmic side of plasma membrane. The coding region runs from base 390 to 1697 and encodes 435 amino acids. Lineage: Eukaryota; Metazoa; Chordata; Actinopteri; Scombriformes; Scombridae. Gene Ontology annotation, molecular function: transmembrane receptor protein tyrosine kinase activity; non-membrane spanning protein tyrosine kinase activity; signaling receptor binding. Gene Ontology annotation, biological process: positive regulation of kinase activity; innate immune response; cell differentiation. The record is from RefSeq and is a predicted model, not a curated record.
AGCGAUGAGAGCUCCUGCCGGUGACAAUAAAGAAAGGUUAGAGGUUUACAGAACACAUGGUUCAGUUCUUGAAGGUUUUUUUUUAGCAUUUUCAUGUACUGCAAACAAAAUAAAGGUUGCUUUGAUUGAACUUCUCUGGAGGGUUUCUGGUCAGCAUCACAGUCAGUGAAGAGUCAUUCAGUGGACUUUAUCAAGCUCGUGGUCAUCAGAGAACACAGGUUUGACAAGAUGAGACGGCCGUAGGUCCGAUUUUACAUCAAACUGUGCUACAAACUCAGCGAGUUGUGUUUCCCCUUUCUUUGGAUGACUGAUAUUAUUUUCAAUGCUACAAUAUCACCCUCCAGAUUGAAGUUAUGAUCUUUUACCUGCUUCACUGAGUAGAUGACACGAUGUUUUGUAAUUCCACCUCUGACAAUUCCUGCUCAGAAUGUUGGCACCUGAACCCGCUGGUCUACGUCCUCAUAGGGGUCCUCUGCUUCACCGUCCUGGUGUUCGCACUGCUGGGGGUCGUGUAUUUAAAAAAAUAUCGCUCUUUGGUCCGUACCAUUCGAGGGCUGCAAGGGAACAAGCUGUUGCUUGGUGCUGUUCCUCAGCUGGAAGCCUCCAUCAUGCCUUUGAGGGUGGCGCCAGCAGUGGAGGAGAAGGAGGACGAGGAGCCUCCUCCCCAAACUCCCCUGCAUCAGAGAAACACAGUCAGGUUGUCCUCCAGGAGGCUGUGGAGAGGCCUGCAGCAGGGUCCUCGUUUCACCAAGUCAGACCUGAACCUGCUGCUGCUGAUCAAAGCAGGGAAAGAGGGCGUCUUCUACCAGGCCAGGAUGACCAGAGGGACGUGUAAAGGCCACAGCUUGUUCACCUGCAAGAUCAGCAAAGAAGGUGUCCGUCCCAAGCAUGUGAACACAGAAGUUGCCAUCAUGAGGAAACUGGUGCACCACAAAAACAUCCUCCAGUUACUGGACUGGAACACCACUGAGGAGCCUUACGUUCUCAUCAUGGAGUAUGUGAGCUGCGGCACUCUGAGGACCUUCCUGCAAACCAACAAAGUCCACCUGAGUGCAGACCCUGAGCUGCAGAGCCUCCUCACCAUUGCCUCCUACCACAUCGCUCUGGCCAUGCAGCACCUGCGCUCCAAAAUGAUUGUGCACUGUGACUUGGCUCUGAGGAACAUCAUGGUCAAUAAGUUUCCCUGGGAGGUCAAAGUGGCAGAGUUCGGCCUGGCCAGAGACUUAACACACAUGAAGAGCCGCCGCAGCAGCCGCUGGGGAAACCCACGGCAACGUGUGCCGCUGCGCUGGUAUCCCCCUGAGUACUUCAAGAGCAACUAUUACAGCUUCAAGGGAGACGUGUGGGCUUUUGGCAUUGUGCUGUGGGAGAUGCAGAUGUUUGGUACAUUACCAUACCCGAACCUGGAGACAUCAGAGGCAGUGGUGUACCACAUCUGUAUCGGCCAUAAGAACACAAACCCUGAAGGCUGCAGACAAGAGAUACUUCAUGUCAUGCAAGACUGUUGGCAGGAGCCGUACACUCUGAGACCCUCAUUCACAGACAUUGUCCGCAUGCUGGAGAACAUCAUAGAAAGCGAUGCGGAUUAUGUGGAUGUUGAGAGUCCGCAGAUGUUGGUGAAAGAAGACGCUGAAUACAAUGAAGCUCAAUGUCUGCGAGCUUCCAGUGUCACCAUGGAAGACAGAGCUACCAUCUAAAUAAAUCUAUCAAGACAGCAGAUCAGGCAGUAUUUUGAACAUUUUAAAAUAUUAUUUUUAGGCUACAUUUAUCUGCUGGGUGGCAGCCUUUCAAGUGCUGUAUGAAAUAUGACUACUGUGAGAUGAUCACACGUGCAUGAUAAAAAAAAUGAAUAUGUUGUUUGGCAUUGUAAAAUAUCAGUUAUCUUCUAUUUUUAUACUUUAACUUAAGUAUUGUUUAUUCUUUAA